Bicyclus anynana (squinting bush brown) is the source of this 719-nucleotide messenger RNA. RefSeq lists its product as uncharacterized. The coding region runs from base 113 to 589 and encodes 158 amino acids. The record is from RefSeq and is a predicted model, not a curated record. NCBI's taxonomy places the organism in Eukaryota, Metazoa, Arthropoda, Insecta, Lepidoptera, Nymphalidae. Gene Ontology annotation, cellular component: MICOS complex. Gene Ontology annotation, biological process: inner mitochondrial membrane organization. The transcript is spliced from 3 exons.
CGUGAUUGACAGAUCACGGAUGACAGAAAGUCGAAACUCGAAUUAUAUUUUUUGUGAAAAUGCCUUUUUGACGAGAUUUGCCGAUAAAUUCGAUUAAUUAAUUUUUAUAAACAUGGGCGGUUCGCAAAGCAGUCGAAAGUUAAGUGUAGACAACGAAAAUGCCAUACAAGUCUCUCAAGAGGCUUUAGACCGCAUACAAGACCAGCUGAAUGCACGACAAGCUGAGCAGCCACAGCCAAAACCUCAGUAUGCUCCACCACCAUUUUACGAUACAUUGAAACAACAAGAGUAUGCAGCAGAGGAAGCCUACUGGGCCCGUCGUAUUGAAAAUCUAAAAAGGGUGCAUGAGAAAAUCAACAGUGGUAUGCACAUAGAGUAUCAGAAAACAUUAAAAGAAGCAAAUGAACUAUUUAAUAUGGUACAAGCAGACAAAGUUGUCAACAAAUUACCUCCAUGCCAAGAAGAAAAAGCAAAGAUGUUAGAGUGCUAUAGUUCGAAUCCUGACAAAUCCCUUUUGUGUUCAGUGCUAGUGAAUGAAUUCAAUGACUGUGUCUGCAGAAGCAGAAUUGCUGCCGUCUCCACAUCUUGAGUUACACAGAUUUGUAAAUAAAUAUCUAGUAAACAAUUCUGACAACAUAAUAUAACUUCUAAAUGACAGGUGGUUCUGUGAAGUAGUUUUAUUUAUAUUAUCGCUGUAUCAAAUAAAUUGUUAAUUUAAA